AUGGAGAAGGAACCUAGAACAAGGGUGGUGAAUUGUGCAACUCUGGCAGUCUGUUUAGUUUUGAUUGUUCUGCUUUAUGCUGCAUUUUUUCCAUCAAAAGACACUGCAUUUCAGUCAUGGAAGGGCAGGUUUUCGGAUUCAAGAGGCAGUCUCAGCAGUGAAAGGGUUGAUGUUGAUGCAGUUGAUUCUCAGGAAUUUCUGUUAAGAAGACUUGUUAGAGGAGAUGACAGGGUUCAGCUCGACUCCAAUGGAUUUUCCUGCCAUAUUGAUGUUCAUUCAGAAGUAUGCCUUGUGAACAAACCAGUACGGAUUGAUAACAAAGCAUUAACAGUUUAUGCACUAUCUGAUCAACCUCAAGUUAAGAGAAUGGUUCAGCCAUAUGCAAGGAAGGAGGAUGAAACUGCUAUGAAACUUGUUACACCAGUUCAGAUACUGUAUGGAAACACCAACCCACCAGCUUGUGAUUUCACCCACAAUGUCACAGCGGUGGUCUUCUCCUCUAGAGGAUUCACAGGGAACGUGUUUCAUGAGUUCAAUGAGAUUGUCAUCCCUUUAUUCAUCACUUGCCACCAUUUCCGAUCCCGCCUACAGUUUGUCAUCACUGACUUCCAGCCUUGGUGGGUUCAAAAGUACAACAGGAUUCUUUCUCACUUGUCUAGUUAUGGGGUCAUAAAUCCUGAAGCAGAUGGAAGUGUUCACUGCUUUCCAGGGGCUGUAAUAGGGCUUAAGUAUCAUGACAAUCUAGCCCUCAACACUACUAAUAUUCCAGGAGGUUAUUCCAUGUUUGAUUUCAGGCAGUUCCUAAAGGAAUCAUACUAUCUGAGAGUAAAGCAUGUGUCUGAGAUUGAGAAGCCAGUGCUGAUGCUUAUAUCGCGCAGUAAAACAAGAAGGUUUUUGAAUGAAGAUGAAAUGGUGGAAAUGAUGGAGGAACUAGGCUUUCAAGUCAUAAGGGCAGAACCUGGCAGGAUGUCAAACUUAGACAAGUUUGCUGGGGUAGUGAACUCUUGUAGUGUCAUGGUUGGAGCUCAUGGUGCUGGCCUAACAAAUGAAAUAUUCUUGCCCACUGGUGCAGUGAUGGUUCAGGUGGUGCCACUGGCAAACGAAUGGGUUGCAGCCAACUACUUCGGAGAACCAGCAAAGGAAAUGGGUGUCCAAUACUUGGAGUACAAGAUUGAACCAGAGGAAAGUUCUCUCUUUGACGCUUAUGGCAGAGAUCACCCUGUCAUUACUGAUCCAGAAUCUAUCAUCUCUAAGGGCUACUAUGCUUUCAGGUCUGUGUAUGUUGACGGCCAAGAUCUAAAGAUCAAUUUAGAGAGAUUUAAGAAGACCCUUAUAGAAGCUAAGCAACUUCUUGGAAGCUCAACUCCCUUUGAUCCAUGAAUGUUGAUGUGAUCAUCUUCAAGACACAGCAAGAAGAGGCAGACAGAAAAUGAAUUC
Messenger RNA from Theobroma umbraticum, 1437 nucleotides. RefSeq names its product alpha-1,3-arabinosyltransferase XAT3-like. Gene Ontology annotation, molecular function: glycosyltransferase activity. The record is from RefSeq and is a predicted model, not a curated record. Lineage: Eukaryota; Viridiplantae; Streptophyta; Magnoliopsida; Malvales; Malvaceae.